Amaranthus tricolor (Joseph's coat) is the source of this 841-nucleotide messenger RNA. Its product is annotated as 40S ribosomal protein S13-2-like. Bases 212 to 667 code for a protein of 151 amino acids. Gene Ontology annotation, molecular function: small ribosomal subunit rRNA binding; structural constituent of ribosome. Gene Ontology annotation, biological process: translation. NCBI's taxonomy places the organism in Eukaryota, Viridiplantae, Streptophyta, Magnoliopsida, Caryophyllales, Amaranthaceae. Gene Ontology annotation, cellular component: cytosolic small ribosomal subunit; ribosome; nucleolus. The record is from RefSeq and is a predicted model, not a curated record. The transcript is spliced from 5 exons.
GUUUUCAACGCCUCUUUUAAACUCAAGCCCAAAAGACCCUGAAGAACACCUGAAUAUAAAACCCACGUACAUGAUACAACUCUAGGUUUAGACGGCUGGUGAGCGAAGGACGGAGAACAUAUUAGGGUUUUAUCUCCAUAACAGCAAGCUCGAAGAACCCUAAUCAUCACCUGCAUCCAGACCGGUUUCAUCAGAUUUACACCGUCAAAUCAUGGGUCGUAUGCACAGUAGAGGUAAGGGUAUAUCUGCUUCUGCCCUUCCUUACAAGCGGACUGCACCUUCUUGGCUUAAGAUUUCAUCUCAAGAAGUUGAUGAUAGUAUUUGCAAGUUUGCAAAGAAGGGGCUUACACCUUCCCAGAUUGGUGUUAUUCUGAGGGAUUCACAUGGUAUUGCUCAAGUUAAGAAUGUUACUGGUAACAAGAUCCUGCGUAUCCUCAAGGCUCAUGGUCUGGCUCCUGAAAUUCCCGAGGACCUCUACCAUCUGAUCAAGAAGGCAGUGGCAAUCAGGAAGCAUUUGGAGAGGAACAGAAAGGACAAGGACUCCAAAUUCAGGUUGAUUUUGGUAGAGAGCAGGAUUCACCGACUUGCUCGCUACUACAAGAAGACCAAGAAGCUCCCACCUGUCUGGAAAUACGAGUCUACAACAGCAAGCACUCUCGUGGCUUAAGUAUCCGACUUUCUUUUGGAUCCUUCAUGUUGUGUUUCAUUUUGUAAUGGAGUUUAUUACUGGUUUCGAUGCAUUAGACUAAAUUAUGAGGAACGUUUUAUUUUGCAUAUCUAAAACUCUAGGUUUUAAGAUUUUGCUAGCACAUUUUGGUAAUUUUAUCAUUGUAAAAGCAUU